UCGUCUCUGACUGGUGCACAACAUCCACAGCCUCGUUUGUGAUUGGCUGAAUAGGGAACGGUUCAGUUUUCUUAAGACACGCCUUCUUUUUCAGUCAAAGCCCGAACAUGGAGACGGCUGGGAAAGUGAUCAAGUGCAAGGCUGCAGUGGCCUGGGAAGCUGGAAAGCCUUUAUCACUGGAGGAAGUGGAGGUGGCACCACCCAAAGCUCAUGAAGUGAGAGUGAAGAUCCACGCAACGGGCGUGUGUCACACUGAUGCCUACACCCUGAGCGGCAGCGACCCCGAGGGUCUGUUUCCCGUCAUCCUGGGCCACGAGGGUGCGGGAACCGUGGAGAGUGUCGGAGAGGGAGUGACCAAGUUCAAACCAGGAGACACUGUGAUUCCUCUGUACAUCCCACAGUGUGGAGAAUGCAAGUUCUGCAAAAACCCCAAGACCAACCUGUGCCAGAAAAUUAGGGUGACCCAGGGUCAGGGUCUGAUGCCGGAUAAGACGACCAGGUUCACCUGUAAAGGUAAGCCAGUCUUCCACUUCAUGGGCACCAGCACGUUCAGCGAGUACACGGUGGUGGCCGAUAUCUCGCUGGCCAAAGUGGAUGAACACGCUCCACUGGAUAAAGUGUGUCUGCUCGGCUGUGGGAUCUCGACAGGAUACGGAGCUGCGCUGAACACGGCCAAGGUCGAGCCUGGAUCCGUGUGCGCAGUGUUUGGUUUAGGAGCCGUCGGUCUCGCUGCCGUCAUGGGCUGUAAAGCCGCCGGAGCCUCCAGGAUCAUCGGUGUGGACAUCAACCCCGAGAAAUUCGAGCUGUCCAAGAAAUUCGGCGCCACCGAGUUCGUGAACCCGAAGGACCACAGCAAACCCAUUCAGGAAGUGCUGAUGGAGAUGACAGAUGGAGGAGUGGACUACAGCUUCGAGUGUAUCGGGAACGUCACCAUCAUGCGUGCCGCUCUGGAGACGUGUCAUAAGGGCUGGGGUACGAGCGUGAUCAUCGGCGUGGCCGCAUCCGGUCAGGAGAUCUCCACUCGUCCGUUCCAGCUCAUCGUAGGACGCACGUGGAAGGGCACCGCGUUCGGAGGCUGGAAGAGCGUCGAGAGCGUCCCCAAACUGGUGGAAGACUACAUGAAGAAGAAGCUGAUGGUGGACGAGUUUGUGACUCACACCAUGCCUUUCGAUAAGAUUAACGAAGCCUUCGACCUGAUGCACGCUGGGAAGAGCAUCCGAGCCGUCCUGACGUUCUGAAGAGCAGCUCUAAUUCCUCCAGACAACUUCAAUCAUUAGUUCAUGUCUGGCACUAAUUACUGAGCACUUAAUAAUCCCAUCCUGAUCUAGUCUUUGUGUUCAUUACACCUUAAAAUGGAUUCAAUAAAUAGAUGAUAAAGUUG
Hemibagrus wyckioides is the source of this 1381-nucleotide messenger RNA. It is a transcript of the gene adh5, whose product is annotated as alcohol dehydrogenase 5. Gene Ontology annotation, biological process: formaldehyde catabolic process. Gene Ontology annotation, cellular component: cytosol. The coding region runs from base 108 to 1238 and encodes 376 amino acids. The record is from RefSeq and is a predicted model, not a curated record. The transcript is spliced from 9 exons. Gene Ontology annotation, molecular function: zinc ion binding; S-(hydroxymethyl)glutathione dehydrogenase [NAD(P)+] activity. Lineage: Eukaryota; Metazoa; Chordata; Actinopteri; Siluriformes; Bagridae.